Suillus clintonianus is the source of this 1252-nucleotide messenger RNA. RefSeq lists its product as uncharacterized. The coding region runs from base 160 to 1167 and encodes 335 amino acids. Gene Ontology annotation, molecular function: 3'-5'-DNA exonuclease activity. Gene Ontology annotation, cellular component: cytosol. The transcript has 10 exons. NCBI's taxonomy places the organism in Eukaryota, Fungi, Basidiomycota, Agaricomycetes, Boletales, Suillaceae. The record is from RefSeq and is a predicted model, not a curated record.
GCUUAAGGCUCCGGCCUCUGUGUGACUCGACACUCAGGGUUGACUCAGGGGUCUCCUCGGUACCUCUACAGGAUCUACGGUGGUAUCUAUAUCCUUAUACCAUACUAUUCCCGCCACUGGCAGUUCGCUCAGCGCUGUGACGCUAUACCCCACAUAGACAUGCCUGUUACCGUUAUAACGUCAAAGCCAGUGCCCGCUGAGUUAUCGGGGACUUUCAGAUUCAUAGACAUCGGAGUUAAUCUCACCGAUGUUGUAUUUCAUGGCAUUCACCAUGGCAAAAAAAGACACGAAGACGACUUUGAAGCAGUACUGGACAGGUCCCGGUUAGCUGGCGUUCAAUCCAUGAUAAUCACAGGCGGAAGCCUUCGAGAAUCAAAGACUGCGCUGUCUCUUGCUGCUCAACAUGGCUUUUUUGCGACGGUGGGGUGCCAUCCGACCCGCUCAAAGGAAUUUGAUGAGUACCCAGGCGGCCCAGAAGCCUACCUUCAGGCGCUGGACAGUUUAAUAAGUGCCAACCUCCACGGUCAAGGCAGGGUUGUCGCUAUUGGCGAGUGUGGCUUGGAUUACGAUCGCACGCACUUUGCACCGGAAGAUGUACAACGACGACACUUCCGCUCACAGUUAUUUCUCGCCAAAAAGUACAAGUUGCCGCUGUUCCUUCACUGCCGUGCAGCACACAAAGACUUUGUGAACAUCCUUCGUGACGAAGGUUUCGGGGAGGAUGGAGAGAGAAAGGGGGUUGUUCACAGUUUCACAGGGUCAGUUGAAGAGGUCGUCGAACUUAUGGACAUGGGCUUCCACAUAAGCGUCAAUGGGUGCUCCCUCAAAACCGAGCAAAACCUCCUAGCUGCAAAGGCAAUUCGACCGGACAAGCUCUUACUCGAGACAGAUGCUCCUUGGUGCUCCAUGACCUCAACACAUGCGUCAAAGACUUUGCUAGAUACGCUCCCGGCGUCAUUGAAGUCAAAGUAUUUCCCUUCCGGCACUAAAUUGCCUUCAUUCAUGAUGGGGAAGCCAGUGAAAGGGAGAAACGAGCCCAGUGCGAUCGGAGGCGUUGCAUGGGUCAUACACAAGCUCAAUGAAGGGGUCCCGUUUGAGAAGGUAACAGAAAAGGUGUACAAGAAUACCGUUCAGCUAUUUGGCCUAGAUGAGCUUCAGGUUGCAUAGUAAGGAGAUGACAGUCAACUACAAAGUUGGAGCUUCGCAAGUUUCCAUAUGAAACAAAUAUAGAACAUGUUUGGUUCCGUAAUCA